Messenger RNA from Cuculus canorus (common cuckoo), 826 nucleotides. RefSeq names its product GADD45G interacting protein 1 (gene GADD45GIP1). Gene Ontology annotation, cellular component: nucleus. Bases 19 to 663 code for a protein of 214 amino acids. The record is from RefSeq and is a predicted model, not a curated record. The transcript has 2 exons. Lineage: Eukaryota; Metazoa; Chordata; Aves; Cuculiformes; Cuculidae.
CUGCCGUUUCCGCCCAAGAUGGCGGCGGUCGCGCUGCGGCCGCGGGUUCGGGUGCUGCUCGCAGCGGCCCCGGCGCGGUUUUACCGGGCGCCGCCGCUUCGGCUCCGGCGCGGUUCGCGCCCCGCGGACCCCUCGGACCCCCGGGAGGCGGCGCGGCGCUUCGGGCGGUUCGGGGCGGCGGCGGCGGGACCCGCCUGGCAGCCCUGGGGGGACCCCGAACGGCUGCGAGAGGUCGAGGCCGAAGAACGCGAGCGGGAGGCGGAGCAACGGGAGCGGGAGGAGGCGGCGGAGCGGCGGCGGCGGGAGGAGGCGCGGCAGCGCGAGGAGAGGGAGGCGCUGGUGGCGCAGCUGCUGGCGGCGAUGCCGUCGCGCAUCGCGGCGUGGCGGGAGCAGCGGGCGCGGGCCCGGGCGGCGGCGGCGGCAGAGGCCGGACGGCGGCGGCGGCUGUUGGCCGAGGCGGGUUUGGGGGGGGCCGCGGGGGCCCCCGGUGCCGAGGGGAAACGGGCGCAGGCGCUGCUGCAGGAAAUGGAGCGGAAGCAGCGCCAGGACGAGAAACGGCGGCGGCGGCAGGAGCGCGAGGAGGCCGUGCGCAGUGCCAUGGCCGCUGCCGAGGCCGCCGCCGCCCCCCGGCCCCCCGGAGCCCCUCCUGACCCACAACCGUGACCCCCAACCAUGGCCCCCCGAGUGACUCUUGGACCCCCAACCAAAACUACCCCCCCGGUGUUCCCCCCUCGACCCCCAACCACGGCCCCCGAAGUGACUCUUGGACCCCCAACUAUGGCCCCCGCGACACCCACCUGUGACCCCCACCCCAACCGCGGCCUCC